Messenger RNA from Gossypium raimondii (Peruvian cotton), 1157 nucleotides. Its product is annotated as bZIP transcription factor 27. The record is from RefSeq and is a predicted model, not a curated record. Bases 195 to 737 code for a protein of 180 amino acids. Gene Ontology annotation, cellular component: nucleus. Gene Ontology annotation, molecular function: DNA-binding transcription factor activity. The transcript is spliced from 3 exons. Gene Ontology annotation, biological process: positive regulation of DNA-templated transcription. Lineage: Eukaryota; Viridiplantae; Streptophyta; Magnoliopsida; Malvales; Malvaceae.
UUGAAGCAGUUGUUCGGCAUACGAUAUUACCAGUAAAAUUGAUUAUAUUGCUAAUGUGGGCACCUCAAUAUUUAAUACUAGUCUUCUCUCUCUAUUUUUCACCUCUAUAUUGCUAAUGUGGGCACCGGCUUGUAGAAGCAACAACAAAAACGGCAGCAUAGCCUUGAGAUCACCAUCUUAACCCUAAAAUAUCUAUGGAGGAAGUUUGGGGAGAUAUUGGCCUAGCUUCUCUAAAUGAUCACCCAGCAGUCACUCCCACUGCCAACCCCCCUUCCUUUCCUAGCGUGAUCCUUCAAGACUUUUUGGCUAUACCCAUCAACAAAGAAAUGCCUCCAACAGCAAGAUCAGGUUGUGGCACAUCCCUUACUGAAGAAACCACCCUUUUUGGGUCUCUACCACCCACUCCUGCCACUUUGUUCACCUUGAAUGCAAGAUCCAUCGCAAGUGUGGCAGUCAAAGCUCCUGCUCCAUCUUUCCCUUCUUCUUGCAGAAAAAAGGGUCAAGAAAAUGAAGAAAACUCUGAUGAUCCACGGCAUAAGCGCAAAAUUAAGAAUAGAAAAUCCGCUGCUCGGUCAAGAGCAAGAAAACAGGCUUACACAAAUGAGUUAGAGCUUGAAGUUGCUCGUUUACUGGAAGAAAAUGUUAAGCUUAGAAGGCAACAAGACAAGUUACUGGCAUCCCCACGUCAGAUUCCAAAAAGGAAUACUCUAUGUAGAACUUUAACAGCGCCCUUUUGAGAAGUAAGAAGGCAGCCAUUUUCUUCUUUAGUCAAUAUCUAUUUUUCUUCUUUUUAUAAAUUGUCCAUUAGUGGAAACGCAGAUUCUCUUAAAUGGGCUAAAGUUGGCCACGAAUUCCAAGAUAUUUGGGUGGUUAAUAUCACACAUCCAUCACUCUCAACUGCUUGUCAAGACAAGGAUUAAAACAACUAUAAAGAAGGGGCUGUUUUGGUAUCCCAAGCAGAUGGUGGAUGUUUCUAUAUCUAUAUUUUAUAUAUUAUUCGGCUAUUUGCUUGAAACAAAUCCUCGUCUUUUCUAGGUGUUUUGUUUAUGUUUGGUUUGUUUUGGUUUGUAAACAACGAGCGAAAAGAUGGAAUUGCUUAAAGUGGAACUAGGAAGAGAAUGGUGGUGGGUAUCUUUCAAUAAUUUUAUCUUGCCUAA